ACACUACACAUCAGCAGGAGUCAUCGUGGAUCCUGAUCUCCACGCUAUGCGCUCUAAUCGCUUCGCCACACACUUUUAACACUCACGCAUUGCUCUUCAGGCUCAGCGCUUUGAAGCUUAUACUUACACUCGAAGAAGGAGGCAAAAGGCACUGCAAGUGCCAGGCUCGCCCAAGCCCCACCUACACUCUCAAGAACCGCCAGCCAAGCAAGGAGCUCUACGCAAUCUGCUGGACAUCUGGUGUCUGUCAGUCUCCCUCGUUCGCCAGAGGCGCUACUGUUCGAGGGCGUAUCGGUCCUAUCUUACGGCCCAGGAUCUUGUCGGCCAAGCGCGAACUCAUUCGCAAAUUGGAGCACACCGCUCGAGAUCGAUCACGUUGCCAGCUCGCAGCGGACCAAGUUCGUACAGACAGUGGCAAUAAGCGGAGGCGGUAUAGCGCCUUGGGAAGUGAUGAACUUCAUAUUCAAAAGCAAACAAAGGACACCGGGGGAGUUGGUGCGCCACCUGCGAGAAUCCAUAGGGAGAUUAGAGACGGCCAGUGCGGGCAGCAAUGUGGAGAGCAAACGAAAGGCUGGCGAGGAUGUGUCCAAGAAUCUCUUCCACAUCAAAGCGAUACUUUUCGGCGACGGAGAGAAUGAGCCCCAGCCAGAGCAAGUAGCUCAGCUCGCGCAAGAGGUCUACAACAACGAUGUGCUCCAGCUCUUGGUGAUCAACAUUUGGAGGUUCGAGUUUGAGGCUAAGAAGGACGUCUCGCAAAUUUUCAAUAAUCUUUUGAGGCGUCAGAUCGGGAGCAGGUGGCCCACUGUAGAGUACUUGGCUACCAAGCCAGAAGUGAUCUUCAGCGCGCUGAAAGGAUAUGAGAAUCCAGAUGUUGCUUUGAAUACUGGUAUGAUUUUGAGGGAGAUGCUGAGGCAUGAGGUGCUGGCAAAGACUUUGCUGUAUUCAGAGAAGUUCUAUACUUUCCCCGAUCACAUCGAGAAGACCACCUUCGGCGUGUCUUGCGAUGCCUUUGCCAAUUUCAAAGAAACGCUCACACGACACAAAGCGAUGGUUGCAGAGUAUCUGGAGAACAAUUAUGACAAGUUCUUUUCAAUGUACAAGGGUCUCUUGCAUUCGCCAAAUUACGUCACAAAGCGGCAGUCUCUGAAGCUCUUGGGCGAGAUUUUGCUGGACAGGACAAAUUUCAACGUCAUGACAAAGUACAUUGCAUCAGAGGACAACCUGAAGGAUAUGAUGAAUCUGCUCAAGGACAAGUCGAAGAACAUUCAGUUCGAGGCUUUCCACGUCUUCAAGGUCUUCGUGGCAAAUCCAAAGAAGCCGCCCGUCAUCGAGAACAUCUUGCGUCGCAAUAGGGAGCGGCUGGUGCAAUAUCUGACCAAUUUCCACAACGACAAAGACGACGAGCAAUUUGUGGACGAGAAGCAAUACGUGCUGCAGAUCAUCGAAUCCACCGGGCAACCCAAGGUGGCGGCAGCAUAGCAGCAUUACCUACCAGCCAGUCUCGACAAUUCAAGCGAGACUCCCUUUGCAUCUGCUUCCCACCAUCCACCAUCGAUUCGCGCUCCUAACGACAUACGCUCCCCGCACUCUCCUUGUAUCAACAGUCCUUCCGCGCCUCGCCCCUCCUCCCCCAAUCGACCGCCUUAAUCGCUGUGCUCAGAGCUAGGAGCUCGAAAUUGUCUCGAGUAGAUUGGCACGGAGUCCACGCUUCUUGAGCCUGCGACGAUCCGCGUUUGUGCCUGUCGUUGCGAAUCCUAGUCCUGUCAUGAAACACGAUUCGUCGCCCGGCACGUCCUCGAUGCUCUGCUUGCGAUUGAAAAGUAGCGCAACCUUGGCUGCUCCUCGCACAGCCACACAUACAACCAUGAAGUUUGGCGCAGCACAGUACUUCGCAC
This is a messenger RNA of Ceraceosorus guamensis, 1895 nucleotides long. RefSeq names its product Mo25-like protein. Bases 451 to 1479 code for a protein of 342 amino acids. Gene Ontology annotation, molecular function: protein serine/threonine kinase activator activity. The transcript is spliced from 11 exons. Gene Ontology annotation, biological process: intracellular signal transduction. The record is from RefSeq and is a predicted model, not a curated record. Lineage: Eukaryota; Fungi; Basidiomycota; Exobasidiomycetes; Ceraceosorales; Ceraceosoraceae.